Messenger RNA from Yarrowia lipolytica CLIB122, 345 nucleotides. RefSeq lists its product as uncharacterized. NCBI's taxonomy places the organism in Eukaryota, Fungi, Ascomycota, Dipodascomycetes, Dipodascales. The record is from RefSeq and is a predicted model, not a curated record.
AUGGCCACAAAGACCCUCCGAGACUACUGCCGGGAGUGCGACAUCAAAGACUUCGAACCCAAAUUUAACGGGGAGGGAAUACGAUCCGGUUCCGAUGUCCGACGAUUCACGAAACGGAUCAAGAACAGAAUGGACCAUUUCGGCAUCCCCGAGUCAGUUCAAAUCGCUGUUGCUGUCACGGCCAUGUGCGGCACAGCAGAGGAUUGGUGGUUCGACUUGGAGCAGAAGCCCACGACUUGGAAUGACUUCACCAAACUAUUGACCGACCGAUUCACUCCUUACCAUUAUUAUAUGUUAGAACAGGAGUGGAAGAGUCUCUACCACGGACCUGGCGAGGCAUCCUAA